This is a messenger RNA of Cicer arietinum (chickpea), 2424 nucleotides long. RefSeq lists its product as uncharacterized. The record is from RefSeq and is a predicted model, not a curated record. Lineage: Eukaryota; Viridiplantae; Streptophyta; Magnoliopsida; Fabales; Fabaceae. Gene Ontology annotation, molecular function: acyltransferase activity, transferring groups other than amino-acyl groups.
GAGGGAGUGGCAACAUUGAAACAUACUUACCUGGAUGGGGUCUAUGGGUGAUCAUGAAGGCCCAUGGCCUAGGAUGGUGACCUCCAUUGCACUUAGGAGGGGUGUCAUUCUAAGGUCUACCCAAGUGGUGGAGCCUACAUCAUAAUUUGUUGCUGUGGGGGCCUGCGUUCGCGCGGCCCCUCUCAAUCAACUUCAAUUCUUGUUCGUAGAUCUGUGGAACGCUUCAAACUCAUUCUUCGUUGGCCUUGUUCAUUGUUCAUCUCCAACAUCUUCACAACUUCCUCUCGCGUGGAUUCUUCAUCAUGGAGCCGACAUAGUGCCUUCCCUGGUGAUUGAUUUUGCAUUUUGCGACCUCAACAAGAACAACUAAGAUAAAAAAUCUUGAUAGUGAUACUAAUAUGUGUUCAUUUAAAGUAAAGCUCAUCAGAGAUGGUUUGAAGGAGAUUGAAGAUGUUGUGCCAAUAUCUGAGGUAGCAGGGAAUCGGACAAUCGUUGCUUUUGUUCAAUGCACAUGGAAGUUUGCUAAUACUCUAAAGCAUAUAGAUAACUCAGCAAAUUUUGUGUUUCAUGCUUAAUUAUAUACAUGUUAUCGUGGUUAGCUACCAGUUUGCUUAAUAAUGGUUCAAUUAAUGUGAAAUCAUGUACCACGAAAAUUUUUCUUGUCUUGAGAGAAAUCUGAAAUUGUGAUUUUUUUUUUCUCUGCCUAUUGUUUUAAGUUUAAAAAUUAACUAAGUUGAUUUUAUCUCAAACAGAAUACAAACUCUGUUGUACACAUCCACAAUUUCAGAUUUUUGCUAUUUGCUCUUAGCUUUGGAAAGCAUAUAAUCAGUUAAAAAGGUCUUCAGAGCUGCCGUAUUUGGAUCCGAGUGGAAGUGCCGAAUGUUUGUUUAUGUGAAUGUAUAGUCGCAGAUUGAAUCCGUCCCAGUUUAGAUUUUAGAUUCAUGAUUUCCCUUUGGACAACAAAGUAUGCUGCAAAUGGUGUCCGGUGUUUCAUAGUCAAAAUGAUGUCUAAGCCAUUACAAAUGGACAUCUAGCUAGUAUAUUUAUUAGAAAGAAUUUUAGCAGCACCCAUGUAGAUUUAAGUCCCACAUCUACAAUAUAGACAAAACAAUGAGUAAGAUGAGAUAUAAAAUCAAAGUGUCUGACCCUGGAUUACAUACUUACCUGGAUGGGGUCAAUGGGUGAUCAAUAAGGCCCAUGGCCUAGGGUGGUGACCUCCAUUGCACUCAGGAGGGGUGCCAACCUAAGGUCUACCCAAGUGGUGGAGCCUACAUCAUAAUUUGUUGCUGUGGGGGCCUGCGUUCGCGCGGCCCCCUUCAUCUGCAGUCCAAAUUUUGAAGCUCAAUUUGGUUGAAAUAUUUAAAUCCAACUGAUUUUAGGCCGAAUGAUGAGACCGAUUACCGCUAUUUGUGGUUGAAUUAUUUAAAUCCAACUGAUUUCAGGCCCAAUGUUUUUGAGCGAUUACCAUAUACCCUUUUUAUUAUUUAAAAGGGACCAUAUCAAUUUAAUAACACCGCACUUGGAGCCUCGGUCAGCUGUUAAUUUUAAAAAAAAUGAAUUGAAAUUGGUUGGUUAUCUUUUGUGGUCGUUCGAAUCAUUAACGAUACAAAAUUGUUUUGUUUGAAAUGAAUAUAUUGUAAGGUGGUAGUAGGUAACAAGAACAAUAAGUAGCAUUUGACUAAAGAUGUCAAAGGUGGAUCUGUCUGCGAUAUGUCUCCGACCGUUCAAGCUAAGCGACGUUGACGAUUUCUUGUUAUGGGCCGGGGACGAUGAAGUCAUAAAAAACAUCCGAUGGAAGACAUGCGGUUCGAGGGAAGAAGCUCAAUCCUUCAUUAGAGAUGUCUGCAUACCUCACCCUUGGCGCCGUUCUAUCUGUCUAAACGACCGUUCAAUCGGUUUUGUUUCUGUGUAUCCUUGGUCAGGUGAUGAUAGGUGCAAAGCUGACAUAGGCUAUGCUGUUGCUGCUAAUUAUUGGGGACAAGGUAUAGCUACAAAAGCACUUAAGAUUGCUCUGUCUCAAGUGUUCAUUGAUUUCCCUGAUUUGUUAAGGUUGCAGGCUUUUGCUGACGUGGACAACACGGGUUCAAUAAGAGUUUUGGAAAAGGCUGGGUUCCUUAGAGAGGGAGUUCUUAGAAAGUAUACUUAUAUUAAAGGUAUCAUCAAGGAUUUAGUUGUGUUUAGUUUUUUGUCAACGGAUGAAAUUCCUCUCAUUCAUUAGUUAGGCUUCUAGUUAAUAUAGUUCUAAAUUGCUUAUUGUGAAUCUUUGAUAUCACAUAAAAAUGCUAGAAAAUACGGCUGAUGUGGCCGUAAUUGUCAUUGGAAUGCCUUUACAAAGAACUUUAAAACCUUUAAUGGGCUUAGUGUGUUGUAAUUCGAUUCUAAAUAAUGUCAAAAUAAUGUCAAAAUCUACAAUUUUUGCUCCUA